GGGUCCCAGGCUCAGCCCCCAGCCCUGCAUGCUCACCAGUGUGCAGUGGUGUGGUCUAUGAACACCCAUGCUCAGAUGCCUCGCCAGGGUCAGACAAGGCCAUCCACCUGCUGCUCCCACACUAGCCUUAGCCCUAGGGCCCGGGGGACUGUGGGUGGUGACAGUUCCCAGUGUGCUCGAGGCUGAGCUGGCCCUACCCUAUGAGCCUCUGACACAGCUGGGCUGUUGGUGUUGGGGAAUGUCACCAUCUGCCAGCCUGCUGCCUGGGCAUACUGUUGGCACCUGUGGUGGGAUGGUCCCAGGGCCUGCAGUUGGUAUCAGGGCACCCUCCAGGUCCUAAUUGUGUUCCCUUUGAGGUAGGAGGAGGAGCAGGGGUAGGUAAAGGCCCUGAUCUUGGGGUUGGCCUCUUCUGGUUUGGGUAGAGGUUGGGGACCCCCCAUCCUGUGUGUGUGGAAGGGGGUGCCAGCCUGCCUGGGCUGGGCGUUUGUGAGCCCCUCUGCCGAGGUAGGGGCCUGGGUGGGCACUGAAGUAGGAGCAGGCCUGUGUUGGUGGGGCCCUCCCAGCCCCUCAACGCUGCCUCACAGUGGCCAGGCCUGUGAGCUGGGCUGCAGAGCUUCACUCCACUCCGUUCUCCACCCUGAGAUGCCCCUGCUGGGCUGUGAGCUCCCCAGAGAGCCCCUGCUGCUCCACUGCUGGGGCUCAGUGGGCCACGCCAUGGGCAGCUGCCAGGGGCCCCAGGCCUCCAGGUUCAUGGCUGGCAAGCUUUUCUGCAUCUCAGGAGGCCCCUCUUUGAGCGAACCUUGGUCUGGCCAGGCGCCUCUCAGCUGUGAGCUGCGGGACUCUGGGGUCCCAGCGCAGCACUUUGCCCAGCCUAGGGUGGAGGAGGCUACUGAGAGAGGGCGCGCCCCAGGUCGUGUUCCGGCCACGUUCCCCCGGGGCUACCUCGCUCUGGGCCGGGGACCAAAGCCGGAGCCUCCCCAAGUGGCCGCCAGACGACAAGAGGAUCAGUGCUCUGGGUAUGGUGUGCGGCCGGAGGUGUCCAAGUCCGCCGUGCAGGCGCAGUGCGGCCGCGGGGAAGGCCGAGGGCACCGUUCUCGGGGCUAAGAGCUGCCCGGGCCAGGCCCCUCCAGCUCCCCCUACCCUUGGUAGCCAUUUCCUCCCGCUCUGGGCGGGUGGCGGAGAGUGAGGGGCGCGGGAGCGGGCUGGGGUGCGGGGUGCGGGAGGGGCAGCGAGGAGGGGAGGUCCUGGGGGCGUGGCCUGCACAGAUUGGUGG
Molecule: messenger RNA, 1273 nt
Organism: Manis javanica (Malayan pangolin)
Lineage: Eukaryota; Metazoa; Chordata; Mammalia; Pholidota; Manidae
Source: RefSeq, a predicted model, not a curated record